AUGAGACACCAGCACAGCCGCACCAUGAGACACCAGCACGGAUUCACCAUGAGACACCAGCAGAGCCUCACCAUGAGACACCAGCACAGCCUCACUAUGAGACACCAGCAUGGAUUCGCCAUGAGACACCAGCAGAGCCUCACCAUGAGACACCAGCACAGCCUCACCAUGAGACACCAGCACAGCCUCGCCAGGAGAUACCAGCACAGCCACACCAUGAGACACCAGCAGAGCCUCACCAUGAGACACCAGCAGAGCCUCACCAUGAGACAAAAGCACGGAUUCACCAUGAGACACCAGCACAGCCUCAUCAUGAGACACCAGCAGAGCCUCACCAUGAGACACCAGCACAGCCGCACCAUCAGACACCAGCACAGCGUCACCAUCAGACACCAGCACAGCCUCACCAUGAGACAAAAGCACGGAUUCACCAUGAGACACCAGCACAGCCUCACCAUGAGACACUAG
Knipowitschia caucasica is the source of this 468-nucleotide messenger RNA. The record is from the annotation of a GenBank genome assembly. Lineage: Eukaryota; Metazoa; Chordata; Actinopteri; Gobiiformes; Gobiidae.